Messenger RNA from Lachancea meyersii CBS 8951, 14769 nucleotides. The record is from the annotation of a GenBank genome assembly. NCBI's taxonomy places the organism in Eukaryota, Fungi, Ascomycota, Saccharomycetes, Saccharomycetales, Saccharomycetaceae.
AUGGUUGAAGACCAGAAUCAACUUUUGCUCAGCGUUACGCUGAGCGAAAAACGUGCUGAACUGUAUAAUUCUCAAUUCAAACGAAAACAGGUGUUGGAAUACGUGAAGAUCGACCUAAACAAGAGUGCUGGCGAAAAUCUGAAAGAUCUGGCCGCAGCAGCGCUCUCGAGCGAUUUCCCUCUGGCGUAUACCUUCAUCUAUGGUCCGAUCAUGCUCGAUUUGGUAGCCAGAUGGGCCGAUUCCAAAAACCAAAAUAACAUAGGAUUGGUUGCCGACAGACUAGGACAAGUGAUUGCCAUUUAUCCCGAGACUACCUCUCUGUGUGACUACUUCUUCCAGACGCAUCAUCAGCACCUCAACUUGAUCCUGGAAAUGUGCGGGUCGCAGCCCGAAACUCUGCUGCACGAGAUACUGCUGGCAUAUUACCGCUUGUUGCGCCACGAUCGGGACCGUUUUGCGCACUUCAUUGCUCCUAACGCUCUUUACAAAGUCUUGCAAAACGAGCUCACCAACCAAGCCAUCAAGCUACUUGCAGUCCAGGUCCUCUCUAUGUACUUGAAUCUCGCCGAGCAGGCCACUAUUGAUCUUGUUGAAAAACAUGUGCCUGAAGACGCUGAGGGUACUUUAGCGGUUUACGACGGCGACCUCGAUGUUGAUUACCGCUUUCUGGAGCUUAACGAAGCGCAAAAACUGUCCCAAUACCACACAUUGCUGAGGAACUACAGGCCAAGUCAACUGGCUACGCAGAAACCAAUUGGGAAGGACUUCUUGACAAUUAAUCCGCAUGACUUGAGCGCUCAUGUCGUGGCUAUCUAUGGAGUAAUAGUUCCCAGAAUCAAUGCAAGCUCUCAACGUUACGAGCCGAACUCAAAACACGAGUUCGUACCCACACAAGAAGCUCUUUCUUCCAUACGAGCAUUGAGCAGGUCUAUACAGCUUUCUAAGCCUGUCAUGCUCGUCGGGAAAGCUGGUUCUGGUAAAACAUUUCUCAUAAAUCAACUCAGCAAGUACACCGGUGCCCACGAAACCAUGGUGAAAAUCCAUCUUGGAGAACAAACAGAUGCAAAACUGUUACUGGGAACUUACACCUCAGGCGAAAAACCAGGUACUUUCGAGUGGAGGGCAGGAGUUUUAACGACCGCAGUUAAAGAAGGAAGAUGGGUUUUGAUUGAGGAUAUCGAUAAAGCCCCAACGGAAGUAAUAUCAGUUCUGCUGACCUUGCUGGAACAACGCCAGCUGAGUAUCCCUUCAAGAGGUGAGACCAUCAAAGCGGCUAACGGGUUCCAGCUGAUAUCGACCAUCAGAACUCCUGACGACAAUCACAAAGAUGAACGCGCCUUCAAACCAGACUUGAUUGGAAUACGUUUAUGGGACAUAGUUGGCUUGAAGGAACCGGACGAGAAGGAACUCAAGGAGAUUUUGAUUUUUAAGUUUCCAGCAUUGUCACACUUGAUUGAGAGGUUUAUCACAAGCUAUAACCUGGUGCAAAGCGUGUAUUCCAACCCUCAGUUUAUCUCUAUGAAUAGAGGUAUUCAUCCCAGAGCCGUCACGGUGCGUGAUUUGGUCAAAUUUUGUAGCCGGGUCGAGGCAAUCUUCAAAAACAAUAACAUUCAGCAUUCAGGAGAACUUAUCCCUUCUCAUGUCUACGACAGUAUUUUCUUCGAAGCGGCCGAUUGCUUUGCGUGUGCAAUUGGUGAACUGAGCGCUCUUAAACCUAUAAUCGAAACUAUAGGGAUUGCGCUAGAAAUUCCGGCCUCAAGAAUCAAUCUCUAUCUUUCGAAACAUGUUCCGGCAUUGGAAGAGGACAGUGCUCUCUUGAAAAUUGGCAGGGCAGUUCUAACCAAAAGUCGAGCAAAAUUAGUUAAAAAAUCGAUGAACACUACUUCUUUCGCGCGGACAAAUCAUUCCCUGAGAUUGAUGGAACAAGUGGGGACGGCCAUUCAGAUGUGCGAACCUGUUCUUCUUGUUGGUGAAACGGGUACUGGUAAAACGACAGUGGUACAGCAUAUGGCUAAAGUUCUAAAUCAGAAGUUGACCGUUAUCAAUGUAUCUCAACAAACUGAGAGUGGAGACCUGCUGGGAGGCUUCAAACCUGUGAACACCAAGACAAUUGCUGUUCCGCUAUUAGAGGAUUUUGAAAGCUUAUUUCCUGCUACUUUCUCCAUGAAAAAGAACGAGCGCUUCUACACAAUGCUUCACAAGUGUUUCAAUAAGGGCCAAUGGAAAAAUGUUGUCAAACUACUGAACGAAGCUUACAAAUUGGCCAAGAAUCUUUUGAUGCAACAGGAUGAUGGUGUUUCUCCCGAAAGCCAAAAAAAGAAGAGAAAGCUCAAUUCUCAUGAUAACAAAAUACUGAUGGACAGAUGGUCUGAAUUUCAACAAAAUGUCGCAAACUUCGAAGCCCAGUACUCGUCUAUAGAGAAUUCCUUCGUGUUCAAUUUCGUUGAAGGCUCACUGGUCAAGGCUGUCCGAAACGGCGAGUGGCUUUUACUAGACGAGGUCAAUCUGGCGUCGUCAGACACCCUGGAGAGUAUUUCAGACCUAUUGUCAGAACCAUCCUCCCGUAGCGUGCUAUUAUCAGAAAAGGGACAAGCUGAACCAGUCAAGGCCCAUCCUGAUUUCAGAAUUUUCGCUUGUAUGAAUCCUGCCACAGAUGUCGGAAAAAGAGACUUACCCGUUGGUGUCCGUUCUAGGUUUACCGAAAUUUAUGUGCAUUCUCCCGACCGCGAUAUAACUGACCUUUUGGCGAUCAUUGAUAAAUACAUCGGAGUGUACAGCGUUAGCGACGAGUGGGUCGGCAACGAUGUCGCUGAGCUGUAUCUUGAGGCGAAAAAACUUGCAGAGGCUAACAAGCUCGUGGAUGGUACCAAUCAGAGGCCUCACUUCAGUAUUCGUACCCUGACUCGAACUUUGAUAUAUGUUAGGGACAUUGUUAAGAUCUAUGGUUUGCGAAGAUCGCUGUACGAAGGUUUUUGCAUGUCCUUCCUCACUUUGUUGAACGAAAAGUCCGAGGGUCUGCUACGGCCGCUUAUCGAAAAGUUUACGCUAGGAAGACUGAAAAAUCCAAAAUCUGUCAUUUCUCAAUCACCAGCUUGUCCUGGUCCUGAAUACGUACAGUUCAGACACUACUGGAUGAAAAAAGGUCUCCAUGAACUGCAGGAGCAGCCACACUAUAUUAUAACGCCUUUUGUUGAGAAAAACAUGUUAAACCUCGUGAGAGCAACCUCAGGUCGCAGAUUUCCUGUUCUCGUUCAAGGUCCAACAUCAGCCGGUAAAACUAGUAUGAUCAAGUAUCUUGCUGAUAUUACUGGUCAUGAAUUUGUUCGUAUUAACAAUCACGAGCACACCGAUCUUCAAGAGUACCUCGGCACGUAUAUGGCCGACGAGACAGGGAAGCUAUCGUUUCGCGAAGGUGUGUUGGUGGAAGCUUUGAGAAAAGGACAUUGGAUUGUUUUAGAUGAACUUAACUUGGCACCAACCGACGUUUUGGAAGCGUUGAACAGAUUGCUAGAUGACAAUCGAGAGCUUUUCAUUCCUGAGACCCAAGAAGUGAUUCAUCCGCAUCCUGAUUUCAUGCUUUUUGCAACACAGAAUCCUCCAGGUAUAUAUGGUGGUCGUAAGGUCUUAUCCCGGGCCUUCCGCAACCGUUUUCUUGAGCUGCAUUUUGAUGAUAUUCCACAGGAUGAGCUUGAAAUCAUUUUGAGAGAACGGUGUAAAAUUGCGCCAUCCUACGCUCAGAAAAUCGUGGAGGUAUACCGCCAAUUAUCAGUUCAACGCUCUGCUAUGCGUCUCUUCGAACAAAAGAACAGUUUUGCGACACUACGUGAUCUCUUUCGCUGGGCGUUGAGAGAUGCUGUCGGUUAUGAGAACUUAGCGGCCAACGGUUAUAUGUUGCUCGCAGAAAGGUGCAGAACCACGGAAGAGAAAGAUGUGGUUAAGGCAGUUCUCGAAAAAGUGAUGAAAGUCAAAGUAGAUAUGGACAAUUAUUACGAGACUUUAGAAAACGCAAAUCUGCAGUCGAUGCCAAGCUCUAUCAUAUGGACAAAAGCUAUGCGUAGACUUGCUGUUCUAGUUACCAACUGUCUGAAAAAUAAUGAACCGGUUCUUUUAGUAGGAGAGACGGGUUGUGGUAAGACGACAGUAUGCCAACUCAUCGCGCAAUUUGUUGGUCGUCAACUUAUAACCGUAAACGCCCAUCAAAAUACAGAAACUGGCGAUAUUCUUGGUGCACAACGUCCCAAUAGACACCGCUCGGAUAUUCAAAGUGAGUUGACUGACCUGUUGAUAAAAGUUCUGGGUCUGGAGAGCGAUGCGUACACUGUAGAGGAACUGUUACAACAAUACAAAAAGACAGAAAAGGCGUCGCUAGAGCCGGCAGAUGUUGAGAAAGUUGAAAAUCUCAAAGACAAGCUAAACGUUCUUUUUGAAUGGUGCGAUGGUCCCUUGGUACAAGCUCUUAACAGCGGAGAUUUCUUUUUGCUAGAUGAAAUAUCAUUAGCCGAUGAUUCAGUGCUUGAAAGGCUCAACAGUGUUUUAGAACCAGAGAGAAAUCUUUUGCUUGCUGAGAAAGGUGGCUCGGACAGCUUAGUACAAGCUGCCGAUGGGUUCCAGUUCUUUGCAACAAUGAAUCCCGGUGGCGACUAUGGUAAAAAGGAGCUGUCGCCGGCACUAAGAAACAGAUUUACUGAAAUCUGGGUUCCAUCUAUGGAGGAUUUUGAUGAUGUGCGCUUGAUUGUUUCGUCCAAGCUUUUGCCGCAACUCUCCUCUUUAGUUGAGCCUAUCGUUCAGUUCUCGAAAUGGUUCGGCGAGAGAUUUGGUGGUGGAACGGCCAGCAAUGGUGUAAUUUCUUUGCGUGAUAUUCUCAGCUGGGUCCAGUUUGUGAACGUGACGACCGAGAGAUUGCAAAACAAAGCGGCUUCGCUGGUGCAAGGUGCUGCAAUGGUCUUCAUUGACACUCUUGGUACUAACAACACUGCAUAUCUAUCAGAAAAUGCAGAAACUCUCAAAGCUCAAAAACUGGACUGUUUGGAGGUCUUAGAAAAAUUCUUUGGAGAUGAUCUUCGUUCCCAUUAUCUACAGCCGCCUUCAUUGACGAUUGAGGAUCAAAGUGUCCAAGUGGGAAUGUUUGUACUUGACAGAGGAUUGACGGCUACAAAGCCAAAAUUUAAUCUCAAUGCACCCACAACUUUGAGCAACCUCAUGAGAGUUGCCAGAGCUAUGCAGGUACAAAAACCAAUUUUAUUGGAGGGAAGUCCGGGUGUUGGUAAAACAAGUUUAGUGUCAGCUUUGGCCGAAUGCACUGGUAACAAGCUGACACGUAUUAACUUGUCAGAACAAACAGACCUGGUAGAUCUUUUUGGAUCAGACGCACCUGGAGAGAAGACCGGUGAGUUUGUAUGGCGCGAUGCACCAUUUCUCAGAGCAAUGCAGCUGGGGGAAUGGGUUCUCUUGGAUGAAAUGAAUCUUGCUUCCCAGUCUGUACUAGAAGGAUUAAACGCGUGUUUGGAUCACAGAGGAGAGGCUUAUGUCCCAGAACUGGAUAAGGCGUUUACAAAACAUCCGAACUUCACAGUCUUUGCUGCCCAAAAUCCACAGAAUCAGGGUGGUGGCAGAAAGGGCCUUCCAAAAUCAUUUGUUAACAGAUUCAGUGUCGUCUACGUGGACGUUUUGUCCUCUGAAGAUUUGUUUUUGAUUGCAGCCCACCUUUACCCCGAUGUGGACUCGAAAUCGUGUGCCCAGCUCAUCGAGAUUAUCUCCACAUUAGAGGAAGAGGUUUCAAAUCAAAAGUUAUGGGGCCACGCCGGAUCUCCCUGGGAAUUUAAUUUGAGAGAUACCUUGAGAUGGCUAAAGCUGCUCAAAUCUCCUACUUUGGCUGUUGGAAUGGGUGCAGUCGAUUACUUAGAUAUGAUAUUGACCCAAAGAUUUAGAACGGAGGAAGAUCGCAACAAAGUGAGAAAAAUAUUCGAACGAUUUUUCGGCAAAAAAGAAGAACGGCCGAAUUACUUACAGAUUUCGCCUGAUUAUUUACAGGUAAACAGCGAAGUUGUCCCUAGGGCCCCUUUUGUGAAGCAUUGUCCGCUCAAAGGAUUAGUGCCUUUGCAAUGCAAUUUUAAGAUUUACGAAUCUGUACUGAGAUGUGUUAAGCAGAACUGGCCACUCGUUCUUUGCGGGCCCACAAAUUCUGGGAAAUCCGAAAUUAUUCGGUACGUUUCCGGAAUUCUAGGUACAAAGGUAAUCAGCUUUCCUAUGAACUCUGACACUGACAGUAUGGAUAUUUUGGGUGGCUACGAGCAAGUCGAUGUUAACAGAAAAAUAGCACAAGCAGUGGAACGCAUUGUAACUACGCUGAGGGAAUUGAUUGCUAUCAAUAUUGGAUCCGAAGAGUGUGGUGGUGAUGACGCAAAAGUCGUCGCACUAGGUCUUUUCCACUUCAUAUCGACAAAUUCAAUGGACGCCUCUAAUUUGGUGUCUUUACUGCAACUCAUUGAAAAUUUGAAACAGUUUGUGGACAAUGAGACGAUCUCGCAGGUUUUCGAAGAUCUUCACAGAAUUCAAGACAAACAAGAUCAGCCAUCUUCGGUCACUUUUGAGUGGUUUGAUGGGUUGCUGCUCAAAGCCAUGGAAGAAGGGUCCUGGCUUGUCUUGGAGAACGCCAAUCUGUGCUCUCCUUCUGUUUUAGACAGAUUGAACUCUCUUUUGGAAACCGAUGGUUCUCUUAUCAUUAAUGAGUGCAGUCACGAAGAUGGACAGCCCAGAGUCAUAAAUCCCCACCCCGACUUUAGGCUCUUCUUGACUGUAGAUCCUAAAUUUGGAGAACUUUCCAGAGCCAUGAGAAACAGAAGUAUCGAGAUAUACGUGGAUGAGCUGUCAUCAAGGGCAACAUUAUUUGAUGCGGCAAAUAUUGAAGAAUCGGAGUUGGCAACAUCGCAGAGUUCUCAACCUGAUAUCAUCAAGGAAGACUCAAAAAGAGUUGAUGCCAUACCACUGUCGCGCUUUAUAAUGGCCGACAAUUCGUUUGCUUCGCAGUUUGCUAGCUUACAUGACAUAGCUUCACUAUCGGGUUUCAGCGUCUUAGAGUCAGUUAUCUCCAUCCUUCCUAUGUCGUCUUUCCCCAAACUUAAGGAUUGGGAAAAAAACGCGCUUCAGGCGAGAUAUUACGGAGACAGUCGAAUAAUCUCAAAGUUCGUUAAUUUGGCCGAAUAUUUGCAGGAAAGUGGAAUUUUCAAACAGCUUGCUACUCUAUCAGUUGAAUAUGAAAAACUUGCUUCAAAUGUGCUGAAGAACCCAGUUUCCUUCUGCAGAUGUCAACGAUUGAUGCCUUCAGUGAAUGCUUAUGUUACAAGAAGCUUACUGGAGAAUCAUCCAACCAUUGAAACGUCGGAGCCCGCUUACCUCUUUGAUAUUGCGAGGCUUCUUUCCAACUUUUCAAGCAUUCUUGGCAAUGCUACAAGAAGGGCACAAAAUGCUAGGUUGAGCGAUCUCAGUUACCUGGAGCUAAGUGCGGCUCAAUCUCAAGGUCGUACAAUGAAAAAAGCCCCUCAGAUUCCAAUAUUUGAGGUGCUCACACUCUUGAGAGAGCAUAUCGCAGAAAGAAUGACAUCGGCAGAUUUGUUUGCUAUCCCUGGCUUUUACAAAAGCUAUUUUGAUCUUUGUAGCAUUUGGCUCGGCGCCUUUGAGACAUCCAAGGCCCACGACAACGCCAAAUUAAGGGCUUAUCAAGAUCUACUAGAAUCAUGGCAACAAGAAACACCACUGGACGACCGUUUAACUCUAGAAGUUUCGAGUAUCGCCAAUCAUUUGGGUGGCGCUUUGUUGAUGGAUACUGGUAGGUCGAUGACCACGAUUUGGAACGCCUUCAGGCAAUCACAGCCAAGUUCAAAAUCCGCAUGGGACAAACUUAAAAAGCUAUUGAGCGUCUCUGAUAAAUUUGAUGACGUCGCGGAAAAGCAGUUUUCCGACUCCUACGAACUCAUUACUCACCUAAGAGAAAUAAUUUUGGGACUCAGAACGGGCAUUAUAUCAGGCGAAGCCUCUGAUUUCGAUGCGGUUAUAUUCACAUUGCAAAAGGGUGUAGAUCAACUGGACGAAAUCUCAAAGCGCUUUUUGAUUCAAAGAGAACAUUACUUCAAAUCUGAUUUUGAUUCUCUACUACGUUUGGUUUGUCACCAGGGUUGUGGCACCGGUCACGUAGUGUCCAGAAUUGCUUCAUACACUUCCCUUUCUACGGAAUUGUUGCUAAAUCUGAAGCAAGAAUCACUCAGUCACCCAGCUGUGUUUGAUUUGUUGUGGAAGAAGAAUCGGGGCCAAUUCGAGUCCUUCACCGCUUCUAUAUUUGAUAGCUCGAUUUUGGAAAAUAUCGUUGCGAAAGUGGUUUCAUUUAAGCAAAUUAGUGGUUGUCAAAUGACACAAGCCUUGGAAGACGCUGCGGUUCUUCAGGAGAACUUGAUAGAGUCUUCACAGUCGAUCACGGUGGAUAAAGUCAACCUUUACAGAGACUCUCUUUUUGAAUGGUACAGAAAAAUAGUCUCACUUCAUGUGGAAGUUAAGCCCUUGGCGACAUUGGGUGAAAUCCAGGAAGCCAUCUCCACUUAUGAAGAUCCAUGGUUUAAAGGAAUUCAUGAUCAAUUUCUACUAGCUGCCGUGGUAUCUGCCCUAGAGUCUGACUCUUUAACAUCACUGGGAAAAGCUUGGGUACUCUUUUCAGCUGGCGCUUUACAGUUGUUUGUUCCAAGUACUUCGUUUGAUCCCGCUAUCAACGAUUAUGUUUUGUACGACAAUUACAUGACUAGACAGUCAUUGUCAGAGGAACUUCUGCGCAGUUGGGAAUGCUGUAGAACGGUACUAAGCGGCGAUGAACCCAUGACAGUUGAAGGAUCGCUAAAAGAGUUACGUCCAACUGGCCCUCCUGCAAAGCCCAGAGUUUACAGACCCCAAAAGGCCAUCGACCCAUUAUUCGAAGAGUGGGGGGCACUCAUGAAAUCUACGAUUGGUAUCGAGCCCGUCGAGAGACUACUGACUGCAUUAGAAAGGCUAGACUCUCUGUCAGAGGGCCAACUAAACUUAUUCCAGCAAAACUCAUCCCAAUUUAUGGAACGUCUGCUUUCGAACUACAGUGUCUACUCCGACUUGAACGAUAUUUUUCGGGGAUACAUUCUCGGCCUGAAGUUUGGCUUCGAUGUAGUCAAGCAAGGGAAGAUCGAACAACACAAAUCCACAACUCUAGCCCCGUUGUGGACCAUUGAUUUGCACAUAUUGACCAGCUCUCAAAAGUUGAACGACUCAUACGAUCAGGUGCAAACCCUUUUAAAAAGAGCUACUGUAGAGUCCCUCUCCGUCGAGCGCAUCGCGACGUUUUAUCUCAAGGCGUUCAGUUUCCACAGUAGAGAUGCCCAGCUCUCGAACACAUUUGAAAGCGCUCUUCAAACCCUUUACUACAGAUGGUCCAUGCGCCGUCUAAGAGACGAAAAGGAAGCUCAGUCUAAAGUGGGCGUUUACAAAUUUGAUGAUGCGGAGGUCGAUGUCGAGUCAGAUUUCAAGAGAAUGUUCCCCGACUAUCAGGAAGUUUUGUCAGUUGAAAAUGAAAGCGCCCCUAAGCUGUCAGAGGAGACUUGUUUGGAUGACGUCUACUACAAUAUUGCCAGAACAUACCUCACAAUUUUUGGCGACGAAGCGCCUGUCGGACUAUCUGAUUUGAUAAAUGACGGUUCAAGUGUGAGUGAUGCGUUGGUACAGGUCGGUGUCACGUUCAAAACAUGCGCUCCUAAGCCAAGCAACUUAACCCCAGCUUUAAAUCAGCUCGCACAGCUGCUGAGCAGCUUUAAGAGUCCAAAGGAAUCUGCAAACCUGGACUUCUACCGCGAGUCCUCACUUUACGAGACUAAAAGGGCAGUAUCAGUCGUCGAAAAAGUGUGGGUCUCAACGAAUAGCUUAUUAAUGCAAUGGCCUGAGCACUCAACGCUCAACGACUUGUUUAGAGUAUGCCAAGAAUUCAUGGAAUACUCAGGAAAUACGCCCAUUGCACGUCUACUGCAAAAAAUCGAGCAGAUAUUCACAAUUGUUACGGAGUGGGAGAAAUAUGCCUCGGUUGCGGUUUCUAUGCAAGCCUCAUUGCGAGAGCUCACUGAUCUGGUAGUCUCGUGGAGAAAAUUGGAGCUGCGAACCUGGAAUAGUCUGUUUGAAUACGAAAAUCUCGCCCUUAACAAGAGCAUGGGUAAGUGGUGGUUUUAUCUAUAUGAGACCAUUACACUAACGGUUUCGAAGGAAGAAUCAGAGAGUGGAAACGAUUACGAUGCAAUUGCAAAACUCCUUGGAUCUCUGAAUGUCUUUUUGAGUAAAUGCAGCUACGGGGAGUUUAGUGGUCGUCUCGCUCUCCUGAAAGCCUUUGCGAAUCACACGAAGGCUCUGACGGGACCAAAUUCAAAGAUUACACAGGCUCUAUUCAAUCUGUUAACAUUCUACCACCAGUUUUCUGCAGUCAUCGAGGUCAGCCUCAAAGAUGGAAGGAAGAAGCUAGAGAAAGAUGUCUCUGAAGUGAUUUUGCUUGCUAGUUGGAAAGAUGUGAACAUAGAUGCACUGAAGCAGAGCUCACAUCGCUCGCACAAUAACCUUUACAAGCUGGUCAGAAAAUACCGUAGUUUACUAUCUCAAAACGUGUCCCCAAUCAUCGAAAGUGGUCUACACGGCCUAGCACGAGAGAGAUUUGAGCUCGAACAUUUUGUGGCGUCUAACAAACAUCAAUAUGUUGUCUCGGAGAUCAAUGAAUUGGUCACCAAGAUCGCCAGUUGGGAAAGCAGGCCUGCACCGCUAAAAAACUUGGAGUCGAGCUCAAGGAAGAUGUCCAGCCACUGUUUGUUGAUUGAAGCUGAGGAGUACCCUCAUCUAAAAAUGUUUGUUGACGAACUGAGCGCAGAAGCAGACCGUUUGCGUAACGAGACGCCCAAGGUCUACAAUAAAAAGGACAAGAAACUGCUAGCCGCUUUAAGAGUCCAGAAAUCAAAAUUGUUGAAUGAUUCGCUCAAAGAGCUGAGGAGAAUGGGUCUAAAAACUGGAUUUAGAGAAGACAUUCGGAAGGUUCAAGAAUCAGUGACAUCUAUUCUCAGCUGUGUGGAGACCUUUGAAGGCUCUCCACUCGAGAAAUGCGAUUCCUACUUUUACAGGACUUUGGAUCUGAUGCCUCGCCUCCGUUUUGCUAUAUCGAGUCCAGCCGCCGAUGCUCCUCUUGUUGCUAUCGAGAAAGGCUUGGCUGUUGUAGAGAAUCUUCUCUACUUUUCGAUUACAAGUCGGAAAACGUUGCGUGACUUCUCAGAUAACUUCAUGCGCAUAAAGAUGCUUCAAGAGAAUCUAGAUCAAGUCUCGAGAUCAACAGAUCCCUUGCUUCAUCAAUCUCUCGAGAUAACCUCUGAAAAAUUCGCCUACAUGUGUAGGUGGCUUCCAGAGAUUUUGCGCUACGCGCUUGAAACACUGAACCUCACCGCCCCAGGCCCAGAAAGCAAAUGGCUAGCAACGAUUUUCUCGGAAGGUAUUGAGAAGGUGCUGCAGUUCAAGCCUUUGUCUCCUGAGAGGCAAAUUUUAGACGGUGGGGCCCGGAAUCUUCUAGAGGACUUUAAUGAAUUUAGUCUACAAUUGUCGAACAAGCUGUCCUCUAAUGGUUCAUCAAAGACUGCUUUCAUCUCUCGAGUUGUGGUUGAGUGGAUAAAUGAGCAGAAGCUUUCUCACCACUUACCUGAUAGCACAGCCGAUGCUGGUAGCUUGGAGCACAUUGAAAAUACUUUCCGCAAAGUGAGCACUUCGAUUAUGCUUACAAUACAACAUCUAGUAGAAACCCGACCAGAGGAAAUAACAAUGGAAGACGAUAAUUGGUUGGUGAGCUCGCACAAAAGAGUUAUCAAUGUGUCAAAAAGAGUUAUUACUUCGAGAGUUUCUUCCAACUUAAACGAUGCUGUUGAAAUGAUCAAGUCCCUGAACUUCUCUAAAGAACAAUCUAGAGUUAUUCUAGCUGUCAUUAAGCUUUCCUUACCGAUGGUGUCGAGAUAUUUCCAGCUUUUGGUAUCUCUAAUGAACAAAAUGAAAGUCGAAUACGAUUCACUUUCGCAUGGUACGUUUACAUUGGCAUCAAUUCUCUAUAAUCUGGGCAAGAAUGGAUUCUGCUCUCCCACCCCACCAGACGAGCAAACCGAGGACAAUAAUCUCCAGGAUGGUACUGGUCUAGGCGAUGGAGAAGGAGCACAGAACAACUCAAAGGAUGUUGAAGAGGAUGAGGACCUUCUGGAAAAUGCUCAAAAGCCGAAUGAAGAUCAAAAUAAAGAUGAAGACCAAGAAAACGACGAAGACGAUGCUGUUGAUAUGGAGGGUGACAUGGCGGGCGACUUGGAAAAUGCAAGUGGCGGCGAUGACGAUGAGCAUGAAGAGGAAGAAGAAGGGAACGAGGAGUUAGACGAAGAGAUAGACAAUUUAGACGAAGACGAUCCUAACGCUAUUGAUGAAAAGAUGUGGAAUGAGGAAUCUGAUGAUUCUAAAAAGGAGAAACAGGCCGAUGAAGCUCCGGGAAAUUCAGCAGAUGACGAUGUUCAAGCCGCGGAGAAUGAACAAGAUGAGAAACAAGCUGACAAUCAGAAACCUCAGGACGAAGAAGCCGAGGACGCCAAACAUAGUAAUAAUGAAGAGGAUGAAGAGGAUCAGCAGUCCGGGUCAGAAUCAGAUGAAGAGAACGAGGCCACGGGACAGGACGAUGAAGUUCGAAACGACGAGGGCACUGAGCUGGAAACCGCUGUACCAGAAGUCGAAACAAUGGAUUUACCAGAAGACAUGAAUUUGGAUUCUGGAGAUGAUGAGUCCGGGAAAAGCGGAAGUGAAAGCGAAGUGGAGGACGUAUCUGGUGGCGAAGAUGAGGAAGAGACCGGUGAACAAGGUGCUGACGGUCAAACAGGCGCAGAUGACGAAUCAGAAGAAGCUGAAGAUGGGGAUGAAAUGCCUGAAGACGAUGCUGACGUCGACAUGAUGGAUGGCGAAGAGGCUGAACCCGAGACAGAUGAAAAUAAAUCUAACGAGGAAGAAGGUGACGAGAAAUCAGACUCGGAGCCAAAUCCUGUAGAAGAAAACCCUGAAACACUCUCUAAUGAUAAAGAUGAAGAGAUGGGAAGCAAAGAAGCUGGCGAAGAAAAUGGCACAGAUGACAAUUUGGAGGGACUAGAUGGAGCUGAUGACGCGAUGAAUGUUAACAACGACGACUUCGAGCCAAGUGUCCAAAAGCAGAGUGGAGCUCAGGGCCAAGGAGCCGAUGCCACCAAUGACGAAGAAGACGACAAUGUCGGAAGCUUCGGCAAUGCCCAGCAAGAACGACAAGAAGACUCAGAAAACGUAAAUGAGAUUUCUCGACAAGAAGCGAAAGAGAGUCUGAAGCAACUGGGAGAUAGUCUGAAAGAAUUUCACAGGCGCCAUCAAGACAUUAAAGAAGCGUCCAACACUGAUGACGCUAUGGAUGAAGGCCCCAGUGCAAACCAGCGUCCCGACGAGUUCGAGCACACCGAUGGCGCAAAUACCGAUCACGAUACUCAAGCCCUUGGCUCUGCUAACAAAGAUCAAACCACUGCUAUUAACGAAGAAAUGGCAAUUGACGAUGAAGCAGAAGAUGUCAACGACGACAUUCAAAAUCCAGAGGAGCUUGUUGCUGAAAACGAAGGUCCGGUAGAGGAAAAGAGCGAAGAAAAUGUGACUCCAGAACAAGUCCAAGAUCGGGAUAGUCAAGGUAAGGCGACCGGAUCAUUAUUGGACGAGCAAGAAACAGCGGCCAACCAAAAUCCUGUUACCAACUCCGAGUUACUUGAGUUAGACAGGAAUGAUCUGGACGAGAUUAUCGACGCAAUCGACCAAAAGGUGAUAAUUGAAGAGGCCGAUGCUGAACCUCCCAGAAGUCUGGAAGAAGCUCGUAAAUUGUGGCGGAAGAGUGAAAUUGAAACUGCUGACUUAGCUGCUGGGUUGGGUGAACAAUUGCGUCUCAUUUUGGAGCCAACUCUGGCUACAAAGCUGAGAGGCGAUUACAAAACAGGUAAGAGGCUCAAUAUGAAACGUAUCAUACCAUACAUCGCGUCUCAAUUCCGCAAGGAUAAAAUCUGGUUGAGAAGAACCAAACCCAGCAAACGCCAGUACCAAAUCAUGAUUGCCGUGGACGACUCAAAAUCUAUGAGCGAAUCGAAAUCCGUCAAUCUCGCAUUCCAAAGUAUUUGCUUAGUCUCGAAAGCACUAACACAGCUAGAAUCUGGUGGACUCUCGAUUGUGAAGUUCGGCGAUACCACCCAAGAGGUUCAUCAGUUUGAUAAACCUUUCGGUAAUGAUGCUGGUGCAAAGAUAUUCCAAUGGUUUGAUUUCCAAGACACUCGCACCGAUGUCAAGAAGUUGGUGGCCGAGUCCAUUCGUAUUUUCGAUCGGGGCCGCUCUCUCAAUAAUGCCGACUUGUGGCAGCUGCAGAUCAUUAUCUCAGAUGGUGUGUGUGAAGAUCACGACACUAUCGAGAGACUGGUUCGUCGUGCUCGCGAUAACAAGAUUAUGUUGGUAUUUGUCAUUGUCGAUGGUAUUAACUCGUCAGAAUCGAUAAUGGAUAUGAGCCAAGUCAAAUAUGUUCCAGAUACCUUUGGAAACGUACAAUUAAAGGUGGAGAGAUAUCUCGACACUUUCCCAUUUGAGUUCUACGUGCUUGUUCGCGACAUCUCGGAACUACCAGAAAUGCUGUCUGUCAUCUUACGUCAAUACUUUUCCGAGCUUGCCUCGGCUUGA